This is a messenger RNA of Entrophospora sp. SA101, 525 nucleotides long. The record is from the annotation of a GenBank genome assembly. NCBI's taxonomy places the organism in Eukaryota, Fungi, Glomeromycota, Glomeromycetes, Entrophosporales, Entrophosporaceae.
AUGUGGAAAAACAACAACAGAGCUUCUACUUCUUUAAUCAUUGUAUUUUUUAUCCUAACCUUUUCACUUAUAAGAUCAAGCUCAGCUUUAUAUUUCUAUCUUGAAGGAAAUGAUCCGAAAUGUUUUAAUGAAGAAUUACCAAAAGACACACUUGUUGUAGGCACUUAUAAGGCAGAAGAAUGGUCUGAUGCACAGCAACAAUAUAUUGAAAAUACACAGCUUGGAAUUCAAAUAAUUGAAUUACCUCAUAAUCAUCGUAUUGUAAAUCAAAGAGGUGCAAAUAGAGGCCGAUUCACCUUUACCACAGCAGAAUCAGGUGAUCAUGCCAUAUGUUUACAAACCAAUUCAAGUAAUUGGUUCUCUUCUUUACAAACGAAAUUACAUUUAGAUAUGGUAUUUGGUGACUCAAUUAGCGAUGAAAGUGAUCAAGAACAUUUUAGUGAUCUUGCACAAAGAGUCCAUGAUUUAAAUAAUCGUGUUGCAGAUAUUAGAAGAGAACAAAGUUAUCAACGUGUAAGAGCGUGA